Messenger RNA from Myotis myotis, 1136 nucleotides. Its product is annotated as membrane cofactor protein-like. The record is from RefSeq and is a predicted model, not a curated record. Gene Ontology annotation, cellular component: cell surface. The coding region runs from base 23 to 1057 and encodes 344 amino acids. The transcript has a single exon. Gene Ontology annotation, biological process: negative regulation of complement activation, classical pathway. NCBI's taxonomy places the organism in Eukaryota, Metazoa, Chordata, Mammalia, Chiroptera, Vespertilionidae.
CUUCCCGCUCACCUCCCGGAAAAUGACAGCUUCUUGCGGGCCUCGGAGGGCACCUCGUCGCCGUCCCUUCUCUUCUUGGAGCCACUUCGUUGGGAAUCUUUUGGUGACGCUCGCGCUCCGGUUACCCGCAUCCACCGAUGCCUGCGAUAAGAUACCAAGAUAUAACUCUAUGAAAGCCAAGGGUAAUCCUGUGCCCCCUGUAAGUGCUGGGUUCGCAGCAGAAUAUGAGUGCCGCCCAGGAUACAGGCUUAUUGUUCCUCUUGUUCGUCCCACCACUACUGUGUGUCAGCCUGAUGGCACAUGGGCGCCUCCUCUCCGGGAGGCUUGUACAAGAAAAUCAUGUCCACAGCUAGCAGAGCCCAUAAAUGGCCGCUUAGAUGGAACUUUUCAAUAUGGUGCACAGGCUAACUAUUCUUGUAAUGUGGGCUAUACCUUAGUGGGAGCACCAGUUCUACGUUGUGAACUUGCUAGAGAUGGGAAUAAUGUGGCUUGGAGUGGUGACCCCCCACAGUGUGAAAAGAUUUUGUGUCAACCACCUCAAAAAAUACUCAAUGGAGAAUUCAGCAAUAGCCACAAGGAUACAUUUGAAUAUAAUGAUGUAGUAACUUACAGUUGUAAGCCUUCCGGUGGACCAGAUGAGUAUUCACUUGUUGGGGAGAGCAAACUGAUUUGUUCUGGGCCAAACAAAUGGAGUAGUGACCCCCCUGAGUGUAAGGUGGUCAGAUGUGACUAUCCGUCACUCCCUGAUGGAGAGCUCGUGUCAGGAUUUCAAAAAAAAUAUUACUACAAAGCAGAGGUUGAAUUUAAAUGCAACCAGGGUUAUUCCCUUGAAGGCAGCCGCAAAAUUGUCUGUGAAGCUAAUAGUACCUGGGUACCUGAGAUUCCUCGCUGUGUGUCAAGUAGCCCACGACGUCCCACUCCUAAUAAAACACCGUUUCAAUCAUUAGGUACAGGAGCCAUUGUUUUAGCUGUUGUGAUGUCUUGGGACUCAUUAUCGCCCCCUGGAUGUACUAUCAGAAGAAGAGGAAAGGGUUGCAGAAAAACUGAUGGGGGUUAAACUUGCUGAGAGGGGAAAACAGAAAGCACUGCUGCCUACAGCACAUACCAGAAUAAAUCAAGCACUCCAGCACAGUAGA